CCUCUUUUGCAGGUUCUACAUUGAAAGCAUCUCUUACCUUAAGGAUAAUGCCACAAUCGAGCUGUUCUUCCUCAAUGCAAAGUCUUGCAUCUAUAAGGAGCUCAUAGAAGUGGACAGCGAGGUGGUGUUUGAACUAGCAUCCUACAUCUUACAGGAAGCUAAAGGAGACUUCACGAGUAAUGAUGUUACUAGGGCUGAUCUGAAGAAACUGCCAGCACUGCCUACACAAGCACUGAAGGAACACCCUUCUCUCGCAUACUGUGAGGACCGGGUCAUUGAGCACUAUAAGAAGCUAAGUGGACAGUCCAGAGGCCAGGCUAUCGUCAACUAUAUGAGUAUAGUGGAGUCCCUGCCCACAUAUGGAGUGCAUUAUUACGCUGUUAAGGAUAAGCAGGGUAUCCCAUGGUGGCUGGGCUUGAGUUAUAAAGGCAUUUUUCAAUAUGACUACCAGGACAAAGUCAAACCAAGAAAGGUGUUCCAAUGGAGACAGUUGGAGAAUCUGUACUUCAGGGAGAAGAAGUUCUCAGUGGAAGUCCAUGACCCGAGAAGGGCGUCGGUAACGCGGAGGACGUUUGGUCACAGUGGCAUCGCCGUGCACACCUGGUACGCCUGUCCCACCCUCAUCAAAUCCAUCUGGGCCAUGGCCAUCAGCCAACACCAGUUCUACCUGGACCGCAAACAGAGCAAGAGUAAAAUCCAUGCAGCUCGCAGUCUGAAUGAGAUAGCCAUAGACCUGACUGAAACUGGGACCCUCAAGACCUCCAAACUGGCCAACAUGGGCAGCAAAGGCAAAAUCAUCAGCGGGAGCAGCGGGAGCCUACUGUCCUCAGGCUCUCAAGAGUCGGACAGCUCUCAGACUGCGAAGAAGGACAUGUUGGCGGCUCUGAGGGCUAGACAGGAAGCUCUGGAGGAGACACUCAGACAGAGAAUAGAGGAACUUAAGAACAUCUGCAUCAGAGAAGCGGAGCUGACUGGAAAACUUCCGAAGGAGUAUCCUCUGGAUCCUGGCGAGGAGCCGCCCACCGUCAGACGCAAAAUUGGCACAGCCUUCAAACUGGACGAACAGAAAAUCCUGCCCAAAGGAGAGGAAGAGGAAUUGGAGCGUUUGGAAAGGGAAUUUGCCAUUCAGUCUCAGAUAACAGAGGCAGCACGAAGGUUAGCAUCAGAUCCUCACAUCAGCAGCAAGAAACUGAAGAAACAGAGGAAGACGUCAUAUCUCAACGCUCUGAAGAAGCUGCAAGACAUUGAGAACGGCAUCAAUGAAUAUCGCGUUCGCUCCGGGAAGAAACCCACACAACGUGCCUCUCUCAUCAUAGAGGAAGCAAAUAUCGGCUCAGAGGACAGCUCUCUGUCUGACGCACUGGUGCUAGACGAUGAUGACUCCCAGGUGACUGGAACCCCCACGUUCUCUCCGGCUGCCUCUCCACACAAGGGUCUCCCUCCCCGACCUCCAUCCCACAGCCGGCCACCCCCACCACAGUCCCUGGACGGACUGAGACAUCUGCACUAUCAGCGCAGUGACUACGACAAGUCUCCGAUCAAACCACGCAUGUGGAGUGAAAGCUCAUUAGAUGAACCCUACGAACGAGUGAAGAAACGCUCCUCACACUCCAGUAGUCACAGACGGUUCCCUAGCACAGGCAGUUGUGAGGCAGGAGUGAGCAACUCUCUCCAGAACAGCCCUGUACGCUCCCUCCCUCACUGGAACAGCCAGUCCAGCAUGCCCUCCACCCCUGACCUGAGGACACGGAGCUACGUCCAUUCGGCCAGUCUGACUCAGCCGUUCCGGGGCCGCAGCUCCAGUCUGGAGUCUCAAGGGAAGCUGCUCUCCUUAGAGCCGGACACUGAAGCAGGACUCAGCCCUGACCUGUUUCUCUCGGGCCCCCAAAGGACAGGAAGCAAUGGCUCUGUGGUCCCAGAUGACUGCUCGUCCUGCACCAGCCACUCCAGCUCAGAACAUUAUUACCCUUCGUCCACCUCCAACCCCAACUACUGUACACUGGCAGAGGACUCGCCCUCCAAAGCCCGACAGCGGCAACGGCAGCGGCACAAGUCUGCGGGACACCUCGGCGCAUCCAGCUCCGGCAGCAUGCCGAACUUGGCAGCCCGAAAUGGCAGCACCCAUGGAGGAGUGUGUGGCAGCCAUCAGGGAGUUUACCUGCACAGCCAGAGCCAGCCUUCCUCACAGUACCGCAUUAAAGAGUACCCGUUAUACACCGAGGGCAGCAGCCCUAACGCUGUGGUGGUCCGCAGUUUGGAGAACGACCAGGAGGGGCACUACAGCGUCAAGGCGCAGUUCAAGACCUCCAACUCAUACACAGCUGGAGGGCUUUAUAAGGAGGGCUGGGGCUCCGGGGAGGAUGGGGAAGCGGGUGGUGGUGGUGGUGGAAGCGGGAGGUUGACGCCGUCCCGUUCACAGAUCGUGAGGACUCCGUCGCUGGGCAGGGAAGGUGGAGGUGGCGGAGGACGGGCGGCGGUGUCGGAAGAGCUGCGGUGCUGGUACCAGCGCUCGUCUGGAUCCAUUAAAGAGCACAGCCGCGUCACACAUACCAGCUCCAACUCUUCAGACGGACGCGGAGGACGGAUAGGAACGCUAGUCAAGGGGUCACCAGCUGCGUCUCCACACAGUCAGAGGAGUGGUACACCCUGCAGUGACCCUGCAGCUACGCCCCCCUGCAGCCCGCAACACAUACUCAACUGGCAGAGCGGUGAUACGACUGAAAGUUCUCCUACUGAAGACCGUUCUCCCUCUCACCAAAGCACUGACCAGUAG
Danio rerio (zebrafish) is the source of this 2773-nucleotide messenger RNA. It is a transcript of the gene frmd4a, whose product is annotated as FERM domain containing 4A. The record is from RefSeq and is marked provisional. Lineage: Eukaryota; Metazoa; Chordata; Actinopteri; Cypriniformes; Danionidae. Gene Ontology annotation, cellular component: adherens junction; cytoskeleton; bicellular tight junction. Gene Ontology annotation, biological process: developmental process; establishment of epithelial cell polarity.